AUGUGCAAAGUUGUACAGUCAUACCCGAUGACCAUGGCAGAAUCAGUACCCAAUGAGGAAAUAUCGUUCCCAUUUGACCGUCUCCUGCCCGAGAUACAGCUCCUUGUGCUGGAAGCCGCCCUCCCGUCGCAGCGCAUCUUUCACGUCUCCGACGCCACCAAGAGCAGUUUCACUUUCUACAUUCGACACCCGCCACCUGCCGUGCUAUCCGUGUGCCAUAUGUUACGCACGGCCAUUUUGCGCCAUGGCGCAUUCCUCGAUGGCGCUCACGGCGCCUUCUUCCUGCCCGCCAUCGACAUGCUGUAUUUCGACCGCAGCCACCGUCGCCACUUCCACCGGCUACAGGCCUCGUCAUCCGCCAACGACCGCUGGGCAACCAUCCAGCACGUCGGGCUCGAGUGGCGCGCGCUGUUUGCGCGCACUCCGCGGCUCCGUCCAGGCGAGGACUUUGGCAGCGUGUGGCGGGCGGCACUUGCGCCGCUGCGCGUGCGUAUGCCAGCGCUGCAAAGCGUCACGUACGUGCUGCCCAUGGUGAGGCACCCGGGCGGGUUGACAUGGGGCCGGGAGCCGUACGGCGCGCAGCUGUUUGCCCCGGGGCUGGUGACGCUGCCGGAGGAGACCAAGGUGCCGUGGGGCGAUGCGUUGGUCAUGGACAAGGUACCGCAGGCGAGGGCUCGAGGACGGAGGCGGAAUCUGGAGAGAGUGGCGCUGACGGAGCUGCUGCUGGAUGGGCGAAAGAGCUACCUGGUGCCCUGGGGGGAAAUGAAACGUGUGAUUGAAGAGGCGUUGGAUAGAGAGAAGGAGGAAGACGGGGAGCGCAAGGAGCAGAGGGAACAGGAAAGUGAUUGGCAGGCGUACGCGCCAGGGCAGGACGAGGCAGAGUGGCGAUCUAUAGAGGCGAUGGCCAAGAAGGACUGGCCAAAGCUGGAUCUGAAGGGAUGCUGGCUGUUAAGAGAGAGUGCGUCGUAUGAUGAAGACGUAACCUCGUUUCCGAAUUAG
Molecule: messenger RNA, 999 nt
Organism: Akanthomyces muscarius
Lineage: Eukaryota; Fungi; Ascomycota; Sordariomycetes; Hypocreales; Cordycipitaceae
Exons: 1
Coding region: 1-999 (332 amino acids)
Source: RefSeq, a predicted model, not a curated record